This is a messenger RNA of Hemiscyllium ocellatum (epaulette shark), 3159 nucleotides long. It is a transcript of the gene gucy2f, whose product is annotated as guanylate cyclase 2F, retinal. The record is from RefSeq and is a predicted model, not a curated record. Gene Ontology annotation, biological process: cGMP biosynthetic process; receptor guanylyl cyclase signaling pathway; intracellular signal transduction. Gene Ontology annotation, molecular function: peptide receptor activity; ATP binding; protein kinase activity. The transcript has 17 exons. Bases 1 to 3159 code for a protein of 1052 amino acids. Lineage: Eukaryota; Metazoa; Chordata; Chondrichthyes; Orectolobiformes; Hemiscylliidae.
AUGAAGUUAAAGUUUUUUCCAUCAUUAUGGUGGUUACUACUGGGCUCAUUAGUGUUUCCUCACUGUGCGCACACUUUAGUUUUCAAAGUUGGUGUUGUUGGACCAUGGAACUGUGACCCAAUUUUUUCCAAGGCUCUUCCAGGUAUGGCAGCCAAGCUGGCAGUUGAUCGAAUUAACAAACAUAGUUCCUUACACAACAGGUAUAAGCUCGAACAUGUGGUGCUUCAGGAUGAUUGCCAGACUUCAAAGGCACUCAGUAACUUUGUGGAGUUUGAAGAAUAUGCGUCUAUCUUUUUGGGUCCAGUGAACCCAGGCUAUUGUGAGGCAGCUUCACUUUUGGGCAAGAACUGGAAUAAGGGAAUCUUUUCAUGGGCCUGUGUUAACUUUCAACUCGAUAAUGCCAACAGCUACCCUACGUUUGUGAGGACCUUACAAUCACCUGUCAGGGUUUUGUUUAGUGUGAUGAAGCAUUUUCUCUGGGCUCAUAUUGGUAUCGUAUCUUCAAAUGAAAAUAUCUGGGUAGACACUGCCAACAAAGUAUCCAACGCUCUCAGGUACAAUGGACUUCCAAUUGGAAUUGUCACCUCGAUGGGAUUCACUGACGAAGAUAUGAUGAAAACCUUAACAAAGAUUAAAAAUGUUCCUGACCUUCGAAUUAUUAUCAUGUGCAUGCACUCAGUCCUCAUUGGAGGUGAGGAGCAGGCAGUCUUCCUGCAGAAAGCCCAUGACAUGGGGCUGACCGAUGGGAGGUUCGCUUUUGUACCAUAUGACACCUUACUUUACAGUCUUCCUCACAAGAAUACAUCUUACUCUGUGCUGAGGAACAACAGCAAGCUGCAAGAGGCUUAUGAUGCUGUUUUGACAAUAACAAUGGUGUCAGAAGAGAUGAGUUUCCAUGAGGCAUUCUUAAAGGCACAAGAGAACGGUGAAAUAGAGACAUUCCAGCAACCAGAGCAGGUUUCACCUCUCUUUGGAACAAUUUACAAUGGCAUGUACUUUAUCGCCAAAGCCAUGGAGAAUGUUCAGCGAGCCGGGGCCCAUGUUUCAGGAAUGACUCUUGCCAACUCCACCAGGAACCUGAAAUUCGCUGGAUUUAAUCAGCAGGUUGGAACUAACGGCCAAGGGGAAGGGGUAGUGAACUACGUCAUCUUGGACACUGAUGGAAGAAGUCACCAUCUGGUGCCCACCUACACCAUCAACAUGGCGAUGGAAAUAGUACAAGGCAGCAGUAAUACCAUUCACUUCCCUGGGGGCUCACCUCCAGGCGCCGAUUCCAGCUGUUGGUUUGAUCCAGAUGUCACUUGCACAGGAGGUAUUGAGUUAACAACUGUCAUACUGGUUUUUGGAUUAAUCUGUGCUCUUGUAUUAUGUGGACUUAGCCUGACCUACAUCAUCAGACGCCGAAUCCAGAUGAUCCAGAUGGUGAAAGGGCCAAACAAGAUCAUAAUGACCCUUGAAGAUCUCACCUUCAUCAAUCCACAGCUCAGCAAGAAGAAAAUAAACCUGGAAGAGUUGAGUGAUGGAAGAAGUGUAUCUGAAAGGAAAAGUCUCAUAUCUGGAGCUCACUCAUUUUCGGACAAAAGCCUCAGUACAGUUAACCAUGAGAAUUCUAAUGUAGCACUGUAUGAGGGGGAUUGGGUCUGGCUAAAGAAAUUUGCAUCUGGAAGUCUCUGCGAGGUACAGAAAUCUACAACAAACAUACUGAGAAAGAUGAGAGACUUGCGUAAUGAGAAUGUGAACCCUUUUCUGGGCUUCCUCUGUGACAGCGGAAUGUUGGCCAUUGCGAGUGAGCACUGCUCCCGGGGAAGUCUUCACGAUCUCCUCAGAAAUGAUGAUGUGAAGCUUGACUGGAUGUUCAAGUCCUCCCUCCUAAUGGAUUUAAUUAAGGGAAUGAAGUAUCUACACCACCGGGAAUUUCCCCACGGACGCUUGAAAUCGCAAAACUGCCUGGUGGACGGAAGGUUUGUGCUGAAGAUUGCUGACUACGGUUACUUGGAGUUGUUGGAGACACAGAAAGUUCCACAAGAGAAACAGCCAGCAGAAGAAUUAUUCUGGACAGCUCCUGAGUUCCUGAGAGAUCCCGAGUUAUCCAAGAAGGCAACGCUGAAAGGAGACUCUUACAGUUUUGCCAUCAUUUUACAGGAAGUCGUGGUGCGGGGGUCUCCUUAUUGCAUGUUAGGCCUUAGCCCUGAAGAGAUUAUUAGGAAGGUGAAGAAGCCACCCCCUAUGUGUCGACCCACUGUCUCUCCGGACCAAGCCCCAUUGGAGUGCAUUCAAUUGAUGAAACAGUGCUGGAGUGAACUACCUGAGAGGAGACCUACCUUUAACGAGAUCUUUGACCGAUUCAAAACCAUAAACAAGGGGAAAAAGACAAAUAUCAUUGACUCAAUGCUUCGAAUGCUUGAACAGUACUCCAGCAACCUCGAGGAUUUAAUCCGUGAACGUACUGAAGAACUAGAAGUCGAGAAACAGAAAACUGAGAAACUUCUGUCGCAGAUGUUACCUCCAUCUGUUGCUGAAGCUUUGAAAACAGGUGGGAAUGUGGAACCUGAAUAUUUUGACCAGGUGACCAUCUACUUUAGUGACAUUGUUGGCUUCACAACCAUAUCGGCAUUGAGUGAGCCUAUACAGGUCAUUGACCUCUUGAACGACCUCUACACAUUGUUCGAUGCUGUUUUAGGUAAUCACGAUGUUUACAAGGUCGAAACUAUUGGUGAUGCUUACAUGGUGGCAUCAGGUCUCCCGAAGAGAAACGGCAAUAAGCACGCUGCUGAGAUAGCCAAUAUGUCCCUGGACAUCCUCAGCUCAGUGGGUACCUUCAAAAUGAGACACAUGCCUGAUGUUCCCAUCAAGAUAAGGAUAGGGAUGCAUUCAGGGCCAUGUGUGGCAGGAGUUGUGGGACUCACCAUGCCCAGAUACUGCCUCUUUGGAGAUACAAUUAACACAGCUUCACGCAUGGAAUCCACAGGCCUGCCUUAUCGAAUUCACGUCAACCAGAGCACAGUGAGGAUUCUCCGGAGUUUGAAUGAAGGUUAUCGAAUACAGGUCCGAGGGAAAACCGAGUUGAAGGGCAAAGGUAUAGAAGAAACCUACUGGCUUGUCGGAAAGGAUGACUUUACUGCCCCUUUACCUGAGCCUCCAGUAAUCAAACCAGGGUAA